AUGGCCACUACACCAGCACGAAGCAACGGCGCUCAGCCAAGCCAAAACCUCAACUGGGAACAGAUUCCGCUCACAGUAAACGGUACUGCCAUCUCAGUCUCUACCGUACGCUGUGAUGGUUCUGCGGAUCCAAUUCUCUUCCUUCACGGCUUCGGUAGCACCAAGGAAGAUUACACCGACAUCAGCCUCCACCCGUCACUCUCCAAGUACCCAAUCAUUGCAUACGAUGCACCAGGCAGCGGUUCCUCCACUAUCGCGGACUACUCUGCGCUCUCGAUGCCCUUUCUUGUCGCCGUCGCUGAAGCAGUCUUGAAGACCUAUGGCGUCAAGAAAUACCACCUCGUCGGCCAUUCCAUGGGGGGCCUAACGGCCUUACUCCUCGCCCAGCGGAACCCAGGCUCGGUACUGAGCUUCACCAACAUCAAGGGAAACCUCGCUCCCGAAGAUUGCUUCCUGAGCAGGCAGAUCCUCGACUUUCCCGCGGAAGAUCCCGAGAUGUUCGUCACAGAAUUCAUGGAGCGCACGCGGCAGUCUGCCUUCUUCGGCAACGGAGUCUACGCCGCUGCCUUCAGAGCCAAGGUCAGAACUGAGGCUAUUCGUCCUACGUUUGAGAGUAUGGUGGAGUACUCGGACAACGGAGAUUUGAUGGAGAUCUUCAAGGGCUUGGCGUGCCCUAGAAUGUUCAUGUUCGGGGUGCAGCACGCAACGUUGUCGUAUCUUCCCGCCAUUGCCAAAGCCGGCGUUGAACUAGCGGAGAUUCCCAAGAGUGGUCAUUUUGUUAUGUACACUAAUCCAGUCGCUAUGUGGGAUCUAAUUGAAGACUUUUUAGGGAGGGCGUCGGAUGUGACCACAAAGGUGCAUAUUCGGUCAACUACCUAG
Messenger RNA from Colletotrichum chrysophilum, 879 nucleotides. RefSeq lists its product as uncharacterized. NCBI's taxonomy places the organism in Eukaryota, Fungi, Ascomycota, Sordariomycetes, Glomerellales, Glomerellaceae. The record is from RefSeq and is a predicted model, not a curated record. The transcript has a single exon. The coding region runs from base 1 to 879 and encodes 292 amino acids.